This is a messenger RNA of Diachasma alloeum, 619 nucleotides long. Its product is annotated as probable salivary secreted peptide. Lineage: Eukaryota; Metazoa; Arthropoda; Insecta; Hymenoptera; Braconidae. The transcript has a single exon. Bases 87 to 482 code for a protein of 131 amino acids. The record is from RefSeq and is a predicted model, not a curated record.
GAAUUCUCAGGCUAGUCAAUACUGAACAUUGCAUUCCUUACAAUCAAUUCUCUGCUACAAUCAAGUGUGAAAAACCGAUUAUCAAGAUGUAUACGAAGUGUGCCUUGGCCUUUUUCCUUGCUGCUGUCGUUUUCGUAACGUAUGCACCACCGCAAGCAUACGCUUACGGCUAUGCGGCAGCUCCAAAUAAGAGCCAUAAUAUGAUCGCUGGCAGCAGAAUCCCAGGAGACCGUCUGGUGCAUCGCGAGUACGUCAUCAAAUCGUCAUCACUCUGGCAGAUCACCUCGAUUCAAAAGAUCUUCAGAGCUCCGAAGUUCGAGAGAAUCACUCAGGUUGUUGCUCUGGAUCUAAGCGCCAAUGGAACUGGGGCCUACGCUAGUAUCGUCAAAGGUGGGCCUGGGAUGAACAAUGUCACCAUGAAAUUCAAGAGCCAGAGGAAUCAUGGCAUCAAAUUCCAGGUUGAGAUUUACUCCAGACGUUGAAUUGUAACUUAAAGGUGAUAUGAGGAAUUAUUUCGCCUCUUCGUUCUUAUCGCAUGAUGUAUGAGUUGUGAAAGCAUAAGUCAAUAUUUCCCACUUCUCGCUCAAUCACCUUGAAUAAAGCGAAUGCUGAUAAUGAA